Molecule: messenger RNA, 702 nt
Organism: Microdochium trichocladiopsis
Lineage: Eukaryota; Fungi; Ascomycota; Sordariomycetes; Xylariales; Microdochiaceae
Exons: 1
Source: RefSeq, a predicted model, not a curated record
AGAUGUCCGGCCUCAAAACGUCCGACAGGGGGCCUGCUGACUCAGCCUUCACUAUGGGCCCCGCCGGGAUUUCGAGCCUCGAUUCCCUGCGGAAUGAUGGGCAGUGCCAGGUCGUUGUAGCCAAGAUCAGCGACUUCAAGAAGAUCCAGCAGUGGACGCCAGAGAGGUACAACCAAGUCCACACCGAGGAGGCCGCCUGGCUUCGCGAGCGAGUCGCAACCCUGCACUCCGUAGACAACAGCAGCCGGCGCCGGCUCUUGGUCGCGACGCACCACGCCCCGUGCGUCGAGGGCACCUCGCGGCCGGAACACACUGCCAACCCGUGGACGGCCGCUUUCGCGACCGACCUCCUACAGCAGCCCGGGGUCUGGGACGGCGUCAAGGCGUGGGUGUUCGGCCACACGCAUUACUCGACAGCCUUUCUGCGCAAGGGUAUCCGGGUCGUCGCGAACCAGAGGGGCUACGUCCUCCCUGGGAGUGUCGCUGCGCGGGGGGAAGAGGCUGUAGCGAGGAAGAGAAAUAAGACGAAGAAACAAGACAGCUAUGAAUUCGAUGCGACGAGGUGCAUAAGUGUCUAGGUAGCCAGAGAUGUGGAAUUAGCCUAACAUCUCAAUCUUAAUGGCGACGCGAUGAGAGAGCGCGAUCAGUCGGCCACUGUAUUUAAUUUAUUGAUUCCUAGUCCAAAAAGGAAAGAGAAAUAUC